This is a messenger RNA of Teleopsis dalmanni, 3393 nucleotides long. RefSeq names its product F-BAR domain only protein 2. The transcript is spliced from 14 exons. The annotation marks the transcript as partial. NCBI's taxonomy places the organism in Eukaryota, Metazoa, Arthropoda, Insecta, Diptera, Diopsidae. Gene Ontology annotation, cellular component: cytoplasm; plasma membrane; clathrin-coated vesicle. Gene Ontology annotation, biological process: clathrin coat assembly; clathrin-dependent endocytosis. The record is from RefSeq and is a predicted model, not a curated record.
AACAACACAAUGACGGUCGAAUUUAUUGAUUAUUUUUGGGGUGAUAAGAACAAUGGAUUCGACGUUCUUUAUCACAACAUGAAAUUCGGAUCAUUGGCUACUAAAGAACUUUUAGACUUCUUUCGUGAAAAAGCAAACAUUGAAGAACAAAACUCGAGGCUUAUGUCUAAGUUAGUUCAUAAAGCAAGUACCGGAACGUUAAAUAGUACCUUUGCACCUAUAUGGACAAUAUUGCGUACAUCUGCAGAGAAAUUAACAGCAUUGCAUCUGCAGAUGGUACAAAAGAUAACUGAACUAAUUAAAGAUGUUACCAAGUAUGCAGAUGAACUGCAUAAAAAGCACAAGAAUGUUAAAGAAGAGGAGUCUCCGACGCUUGAAGCUGUACAAGCCAUGCAAACCUCUACAGCAGCAUUACAAAAAGCUAGAGAUUUAUAUAUGGCAAAAGUAGCAGAACUUGAAAAAUUGCGUAAAGAUAACGCGUCACAAAAAGAUAUUGAAAAACUAGAAACAAAAAUCAAGAAACUGCAGGAAGACUAUAAGACUUUGCUAGAUAAGCAUGGUCCUAUUAAAGCUGAAUUCGAGAGACGUAUGACGCAAGCGUGUAAACGAUUCCAAGAAAUUGAGGAAGGACAUUUACGUCAAAUGAGAGAAUUCCUAUCAACUUAUUUAGAAUUGCUACAGAAUAAUCAUGACAUGGUUGGCCAGGUCCAUUCCGAUUUCAAACGUCAAUUUUUGGAUAUGACUGUUGAUAAAUUGCUUGAACAGUUUGUGUUGAACAAAUACACUGGUCUAGAAAAACCAGAAAUGCCUGAAAUAGAAUUUAUAACACUUUCGAUAAUCCAGCAUCAAUCAUCUUCUUCGAUACGUCUUAAUCAACCACUAGCUGCAGGCACUUCAAUAUCUUCAGCUGCAAAUUCAAAUUCAGCGACUAGCAUACAAGGUGCCAUAGCACGUGCUGCACUUGGUAAUGUAACAUUGGAUCAACGCGGCGGCGAAGUUGUUUCAAUUGGUAGCGGCAGCGGAAGUGGUAGCCUUAUAAAUACUGACGACAACAUUCUAGGUGCUUUAACGUCACCAAGACCGACUUCUCCCGAACUGGUUCAAACGCAAACAUCACAAUCACCAAAUAUAACAACAACUGCUAGUUCAUCCGUUAAGAGCAAUUUCCGUAAUUGGUUUAAACCAAGUACAGCUCCAACAACAACAACAACACCACCAUCAACAAGCGGAAAUUUCGGUAUGGAUAGCAAUGGUUCUUCCACCGGCACAGCCAUCACCAAAAAUUCGUUUAAUUCAGAGCUUCAGUCACUGCAGGACAAUAAUAAUCAAGGUUCAUUUAUGUCGUCUGCUUUAACACAAUUUUCUGAACAAUGUACCAAUUCCACAAAUAUUUGUAAUACUACUACUAUUACCACCACAACCACUACUACUACUACUACUACUACUACCACAUCAUCCAAUUCUUCCUCUAUACCAAAUGAACGACAAUUACAGCAACAGCAAGAGGUAUUACAUAUCACAGGUCAUCAACAUAGUAGUUCAUCCACUCCCACAACUAAUACGACUAGUAAAGGACAAAAAGCGACUGAACAGUUUUCGGUGUCGUUAGGUGAACGCACUAAUCAUCAAGCACAACAGCAUCCAACGUCUCAGGCAGGAAACUCAAGACGUACAACAUCGCUCCUUAAUAUAUUCACAUCAAACUCUCAGGUGUCUGGGAUUUUACGUAGUCGGCGAGAUAAAACGAAAACGAAAAAGUCUAAAAAAAAGAAAGAUGGCGAGGCUGCUGAAAAUAUACAAGAGGAACGUCUGGCAAGCGUUGAUCGUGCUAAUAAUUCUUUGGAUCAUGAAGAACAUGGCAAAAUGAAAACUCAAAAUUCUAGUGGUAGCAGUGCUGGAGGUUUGGGUGUAUCAUCUGCUUCAGCACCUGGUAGUGUGGAUUCAACUGGUGGCAAUGGUAUUGGUGGUUUAACUGCUUUGAAUGCUACUUCAGCAAUAAACUCUAACAGUGCUGCAAAUAAUAGUGGUAAUGGAGUAAAUGGUGCCGCUGGAACAUCUGCAAGUGGAAACUCCUAUGGUGCCAAUGAGGUGGAUGAAGAUGGAUAUAGCAUGCAACCGCCAAAAGAAAUUGCUUGGGAAGAGAAUCACGAUAAUGCUGGUAGUUUCUACUCUGAUUCAGACUCAGAUUCAGAUAACGAUAAACGUGAUCGUCGUAUACAUGUGAAAAUCAAACCACUAAACAAUGGUCAGGCGCCAAUGUCAGCAAGUGUUGAUGAGCUACGUGCGACGGUUGAGAAUAUAUCGCUAUCACCAACUGGUGUGUUUUCGCAUAGUCAGCAACUGCAACAUUCACGUGUCGCGUCACGUCAACAAUCGCCAGAAAUGAUAUCGAAUGCCUCUACACCAACAGCCACAGUGCAUCCUUACGCACCUUUGCAAAGUCCAACUUUGUCAAUGUCGCAUAAUUCAAAAUAUGCUGACCUGGGUGAUAUAUUUUCUGAAUUGGGCGAUGUAAGUGCCUCAGCGCCAGCUUCUGCUACGCUUUCAAAAUCAACGGCGCGACAAAUACCAACCCCAACAUCAGCCAGUAACAUUGCUAUACCCCGUCCACCAUCAAGACGUUCAGAGAUGGUAACAUCAGGUGGUGUUACGGGUGGUGUUGGAGGUGCUCGUGGGCGUAUUAGUCCAUCACCUAUGAAUCGUGCCGAUAGUAUUGGUAGCUUAGAGUUUCGUACAGCUAUUGGAGGCAUUGGGUCAUCUCGCGGUCCUUCACCACUUACAAUUGGCAUUACAGAUACCAUACCUUUGGCUGUUGCAUUCCAUGAGAUUAUACAUGCUUAUUUUCGUGGCAGCGAUGAAUCACGUUGUCAAGUUAAAAUAUCCGGUGAUAUGAUGCUAUCAUUCCCUGCUGGUAUUGCCGGUCAUCUAGCGAAUAAUCCCAAUCCAGCCAAAUUGGGAUUUCGUAUGAAAAAUGUGCAACAUUUGGAAAAUUUCAUUCCAAAUGGCAAAUUAGUUCAAAUUGACAAAAACCUGUCAAGUUCUUAUAGUACAAUGUUGGAGUUUAAUAUGCCAGCACUGACUGCAUUGCUCAGACGUCAAGCUGAACACAAUCCAACUGCGUCCUAUUUUAAUGUGGACAUUUUAAAGUAUCAAGUGCGUACUAAGCCUGGUGCUUCCUCAUGUCCAUUUCAACUCGUAAGCUAUUGGAAAUGUGAACCCACCUUUACUGCCUUAAAAAUUGAUUAUAAAUAUAAUAACCAUGCCAUGGCCAGCGCAUCGCCACUUUUGAAUGUAACACUGUCCGUACCUGUUAAUGGACAAGUGCGGAAUGUACAAUCAAAACCGCACUCAGCAUGGCUUGGAGAAUCUAAUCGUUUGGUGUGGAAUUUUACC